Molecule: messenger RNA, 1724 nt
Organism: Lactuca sativa (garden lettuce)
Lineage: Eukaryota; Viridiplantae; Streptophyta; Magnoliopsida; Asterales; Asteraceae
Product: sugar transport protein 5
Biological process (GO): monosaccharide transmembrane transport
Cellular component (GO): membrane
Molecular function (GO): monosaccharide transmembrane transporter activity
Source: RefSeq, a predicted model, not a curated record
AUGGAAGAAAAUGAAGAAGUCGAAAAAACGCCAUUGACAGAUACCGUCGUCUACAUUUGUAUAAUUGCAGGUUCUGCUGGUUUAAUGUAUGGAUACGAUACCGCGGUUUCAGGAGGUGUAAUGAUGAUGAAGCCAUUUCUGAAAAAAUUCUUCCCGGCGAUUCUGUUGAAGAUGAUAGAUAACGAUAUGAAACAAGACCAAUAUUGUAGAUUCAAUAGCCAUAGAUUAACGGCGUUUAUCUCGUCGAUGUUCAUCGCUGGAUUGGUAUCGUCGUUGUUAGCUGGUCGUGUGACGAGUUUGAUCGGACGAAAGCUUAGCUUGAUUACGAGCGGAAUCCUGUUCUUGACCGGAAAUGGCCUUGAAGUUUUCGCACAGAACCUCGCUAUGCUUAUCGCCGGCCGCCUCUUCGUAGGGUUUGGAGUUGGCUUCGCUAAUCAGGCUGCUCCGGUUUACAUAACAGAAAUGGCACCAUCAAAAUGGCGAGGAACGCUCAACACGGCUUUUCAAUUCUUUGUAUGUUGCGGGAGUGUACUCGCGAGCAUAAUCAAUUUCGGUGCAAGCCACUCAAACACCAAUCUUGGCUGGCGGCUUGCGUUGGGAUACGCGAGCCUGCCAGCCACCCUCUUAAUUAUUGGGGCUAUAUUUAUCCCCGACACCCCGUCCAGUUUGAUCCAACGGGACAAGCUGGACGAGGCGUUGACCACACUGUCUAGAGUGCGGUCAACUAAGGCCGAAGCCGAGGCGGAGCUAAAAGACCUGGUUAGCUCCACCGAGGCCAUCAAAUUGAAUACCCAGAAUCCAUAUCUAAAGAUAUUGGAGCUGCGGUACCGUCCACAACUGAUAUUGACCGUGGCGAUUGCGGGUUUUCAGCAGUUGACUGGGGUGGGUAUGGUGGCGCUUUAUGCACCGGUGGUGAUGAGGACUAUCGGGAUGGGGACGGAAGAGUCGUUGUUAGCUGCGGUGGUGAUUGGGUUUGUGAAUUUGGUGUCGGUACUCAUGUCAACUUGUAUGGUUGAUAAGAUCGGAAGACGGUUUUUGUUUAUAGGUGGCGGUAUACAAAUCAUUUUCUCUCAGGUAUUUAUCGCAUGCACACUAGCCAUUCAAUCACAAAUCGUGAUCGAGGGGUUUCCAAAAAACUACGGGGUGGUGGUCCUAGUCCUAAUGUGUCUCAUCUCAUCGGCAUUCGGAUGGUCAUGGGGCCCGCUUACAUGGCUCGUACCGAGUGAAAUUCUACCAAUCGAGGUCCGUGCAGCAGGAACCGGCAUAAGCGUUGCAACAAAUCUGUUAAUCACUUUUAUCCUGGCUCAGUUAUCGAUGGCGAUGUUAUGUUAUAUGAAAUUUGGGUUGUUUUUGUUUUAUGGUGCCACGACUUUGCUUAUGACUAUGGUUAUCGGUGUCUUUUUGCCCGAAACCAAAGGGGUCCCACUUGAAUCGAUGGAGAGUGUAUGGAAUGAGCAUUGGUUUUGGAAAUGGGUUCUUUCUAGUUAGAUUCUUUUGCAAAUGUUUAAUGUUGAAUUUCCCUCCAAAUUUUAGAUCCCUCCAAACUUAGCAACGAAAACGGUUUGGUAGCAAAUUAUGAGACAAUUGUGAUGGGUAAUCAUUCUGCAACGAACUCCACAGCAUCUUUCUAUGUGAUGCUUUCCCUCCGAAUUUAGCAAAGGGAUACAACAUUGCUAUGGACAAAUAGACAAUCACUACAUGUCAGAAUUACUAGGAAAGUUUUG